Messenger RNA from Nerophis ophidion (straightnose pipefish), 2488 nucleotides. RefSeq names its product RAN binding protein 3b (gene ranbp3b). Gene Ontology annotation, biological process: protein export from nucleus. The coding region runs from base 161 to 1714 and encodes 517 amino acids. Lineage: Eukaryota; Metazoa; Chordata; Actinopteri; Syngnathiformes; Syngnathidae. The transcript is spliced from 17 exons. Gene Ontology annotation, cellular component: cytoplasm; nuclear pore. Gene Ontology annotation, molecular function: GTPase activator activity. The record is from RefSeq and is a predicted model, not a curated record.
CUGACUAAAGGCCGACGAGCGACACACGCAGCCAGACCAAAGCACACGAGUGCAGAUGCAGGCGGGACGCAGCAGCUCGUCAGGCGCCUGUGAGCGGGCUCUCUCUCCCCGGCCCCAGCCUGUCUUAUCUGCGCGGUGCCUUGUGGGUGUGUGAAGUAAAAUGGCGGACUUGGCAAACGAAGACAAGCCUGCCAUAACGCCCCCGGUGUUUGUUUUUCAAAAGGACAAAACUCAGAAGCGAUCUGCAGAGGGCUCAAGUGCAGAGGAUGGAGAAGAUUCCGAUAAGGACGAAACAAACUAUUUCCCUCCCGUCAAAAGGGAGAGGACUUCAUCAUUCCCACCUUUACAUUCUGGUAACACUUCUCCCAAGAACAAUAUAUUCAUGCCCCCAAGUUUCUGCCAGUCUCCCACUGGGAACUCUGACUCUGAGCCAGAGGAGAAGCCUGUCGGGUUCCGCCUAAAGCCGCCGACUCUCAUACACGGACAGGCGCCCAGUUCAGGCGUCCCGAGUCAGAAACCAAAAGAGCAGCAACGGAGCGUUCUCCGCCCCGCAGUUCUUCAAGCACCACCCUCAAAAUCACACAUAGAGUCUAACUCCACUUGUGGAACUAAUGGCGUGAAGCAGCAGUUGUCGGACGGCCCGCCAUCCACCCAGUCCCUGUUCCUUAACAACACAGAGCACUCAGCCACCCCGACCAAGUCACUGCCACAUGAAAACGAGGAAGAUGAUCCAAGUGGUAAAGAUGAAGGAGACAGCGAGAAGGAGGGAGAUGUAGCAAGUUCUUUUGUGUUUGGUCAAAACAUCAAAGACAGAGCUAAGUUGGACCAGAACAGUACAGAAGAGAAGUCAAAGGACACUGUUCCACUGGACUUGGAAGGCACAAAUUAUUUCCUACAGUACAUCUCUACCCCAAGUUCAAAAAAUGCCACAAACAGUACAGACGGUGGGGCGAAAUUUGUUUUUGGGCAGAACAUGUCUGAACGCGUUUUGAGUCCUCCCAAGGGCGAGACCUCCAGCGAAGACAGUAAAGACAUAUUAGCCGCCCCCGCUUCAGAAACCCCUUCGCAAGAGAGCGCCCCGGAGAAGGUAAACAGCGUGUUGGAGUCUUUGGAGGAGUCUGCAGCAGCUUACACCAAAGCCACAGCCAAGAAGUGCAUCUUAGAAGAAGUGGAAGUAAAAACAGGAGAAGAAUCGGAAAGCAACGUUUUACAGAUGCAAUGUAAGCUGUACGUCUUUGAGAAGACCGCCCAGUCGUGGAUAGAGAGAGGUCGGGGUCUGCUAAGGCUCAACGACAUGGCAUCGACGGAAGACGGCAUGCUACAGUCGCGUCUAGUGAUGAGAACGCAGGGCAGCCUCCGGUUGAUCCUCAACACUAAGCUAUGGCCACAGAUGCAGGUGGACAAGGCCAGCGACAAAAGCGUACGGAUCACUGCCAUGGACACGGAGGACCAGGGGGUCAAGGUCUUUCUAAUAGUGGGUAGCUCUAAAGACAUUGGUCAGCUGGCGGCCGCAUUGCAUUACCGGAUUGUGGCCCUCAAGAGCCGGGCGGACCAGGAGCCCGAACCCCCCACUACAACCAUCCCCGAGGCGGAGGUGCCGCAGUCCAACGAGGAGGACAGCGACGAGGAGAACGCCUCCGCUUCGGCAUCUGCAUCAACCGUUGCUGCGACAAACUCAGAAGGAGGAGAGAACCAGGCUGCGGGAAGCACAUAGCGCCACCCUGUGGGACAGCCUGCACAGAUGCUGCUUCGGAGGCAUUUUUUUUGCCGCAGUCAUCUCUACGGACAUCCCUUGACCAAUGUGGUCUGUCAGACCAGUACUUUUGGAUAUUAGAAGUCUAGCUCCAGGAAAUAACAUCUCCCCCGCUUCCAACCACCGCACCCCCCGCCCCCAAGUGUCGGAGUGCUGUCAUCCCCUCCCAACCUGUGCAGUUCACCUUUGCUGCCAUCUGCGUCAUCGUUGGAGUCGUUUGCUCCUCCUCGUUUGGUGUUUUUUUUCCUUUUACGUUUUCCCGUUUUUUCCCCCCCAAAUAGCAAAAAUAAAGACUUCAAAGCUUUGGUUUGGGACUUUGUGCUCAUCAUAUUGAUGAGCAUAAGGCUGUUUUCCUCUACAUUUUAAAGUACGACACAUGUUAAGACUGCAGUUUCUACUUUGGGACCUUUCUACUCACUGUACAGCCGCUCCUCUGGAUGCCACACAUCAAAAAGGGGCUUCAUCACGUGUUGUAUUUGACCAGUCAUCGUCCGCUGUUCCCAGCAUCGAUUCCGACCCUAACUGCCCACCCUUCACGCCCUAAACAUCCCAACUCGGUUGGUGCGUUAGGUUUUGGCAACUGUAAUUUAUUUUUUUUUUAGCCAUCAUCUGGCAUCGCGACAUAUUUGUGCUAUUUGUAACGGCUAGAAGAGACCGCUCAACUUGUCAUUAAUAGCAGUUUCUUUCAUUUCAUAUUAAUCUAUAUUCUAGUGAAUAAAGGACUGAAACAAUGCA